AUGAUAGACCCAGCCAAGCUUCUUACUAUGACGUGGCAGCGCCAAAUGCUAGCUGAGGACGAUAUCAGAGAGUUGGUUUGGCGCGUUCAGGCCAUUCUAGCUCAAGAGCCAAACGUCUUAAACAUUUCCGGACCAGUCAACAUAUGCGGUGAUCUACACGGUCAGUUCUACGACGUUGUCAAGCUUUUUGACGUUGGUGGACGCAUCGACAAUUCAACUCCGAAGGAGGCAAACACGACCGUGGUUCCGGCUAACCUUAAGCCUAACACCUCCAUGAGUUCUAACGCCAAGGCCCUGCGAGUGCAUCCUACGCCCAAAAAGUACCUCUUCCUCGGAGACUACGUCGAUCGUGGAUAUUUCAGCUUAGAGACGAUAACCCUGCUUUAUCUUCUAAAGCUUAUGUACCCCACACAGAUCUACCUUAUCCGUGGCAACCAUGAGUGCAGGUCAAUCACACAGGUCUAUGGCUUCUACGAACAGUGCCAGCGUUACUAUUCCCACUCUGCAGUCUGGAAGCUCUUUGUUGAUUCCUUUGACUACCUUCCCAUUUCGGCUGUUGUGGACGAUAGGAUCUUCGGGGUUCACGGCGGUCUGUCGCCAAAGUGCCCUCUGAUAGAUACCAUUCGCGUGAUUCAGAGAUCAAUUGAAAUACCUAGUGAAGGAAGCUUCACAGACCUUUGCUGGAGCGACCCAGAGACUAAGGUAUCACUCUUCUCGCCUUCCACGCGUGGAGCCGGAUUCUUGUUUGGCGCCCAGGCCGUAGAUAAGUUCAACUCCGAUAAUGGCGUAGAAAUCAUAACCAGGGCCCACCAACUUGCUCCCCAAGGCUACCAGUGGUUCUUUAACAACAAGUGUUGUACUUGCUGGAGCUGUCCUAACUAUUUCUACAAGUGCAAGAACUUGGCUGCAGUGAUGGAGGUGGACACAAAUGGUGGUGGCGGAAUUUGCUUCUUACAGUUCGACGCCGUUCCGGACAACGAACGCGAGAAGCCGGAUUAUACCAAAAAGAACGGAUCUUAA
Messenger RNA from Giardia duodenalis, 1020 nucleotides. Its product is annotated as Serine/threonine-protein phosphatase. Gene Ontology annotation, cellular component: cytoplasm. The record is from RefSeq and is a predicted model, not a curated record. NCBI's taxonomy places the organism in Eukaryota, Fornicata, Diplomonadida, Hexamitidae. The transcript has a single exon. Gene Ontology annotation, biological process: peptidyl-serine dephosphorylation. Gene Ontology annotation, molecular function: protein serine/threonine phosphatase activity. Bases 1 to 1020 code for a protein of 339 amino acids.